AUGGGCCUCUUCACCAAGAACGAGGAGGCCAAGGCCCGCAGGACACAAGAGCGAGAGGAACAACAGAAGAAGGCGAAAGCAGUGCCGCCACCUUACGUUCAUACCCCGACUCACGCCUUGAACGACUCACUCUUAAGUGUCCCACAUGCCUAUAGGGGCACAGACAAGCAGAGGCUGAAGCAGGCUCACCAGCAGCGUCUGGAGAAGGAAGCCUCUGCCCUCGCCGCCGGUUCCGACACCAACGUCACCAACAUACCGGCCAAGUACUGGCAGGGCCAACCUCUGCCCGCCCAGUUCAAGGCUCCUACCCCGGCCAAAUUGCGCAAGUUGGCCUUGUCCAGUCCUUCUCUCAAAGGAAAGAAGGUUGAGCUACCCGUAGCCUCGGCGGCUAAGCAGCAGUCGCAAACACCAACAGACGAAGGAUAUGCAUCUGGCCCCAGCCGAAACAGCACGGGAAAGCCUCCUCGUGAGCUGGCCAGCUCGGCCAAGGGCCCAUCUCACGAGCCCGAGACGAAGCAAUCUCAGCAAGAUCAAGCUGCGGAAGCAGGUAGCGAAGCCGAGUUGAAGCGUCUCAGGAGGAGGGUAAGAGAGCUUGAGGGAAAGCAGAGAGGUACGCAGAACGAACGAAACCUUCUGGGCCAUCCCUCCGUCCAGACCAAACCACCAGCACAGAAUGACUCCAGUUCAAAGACACUCGGCGGCGCAGCACCAGCCUCGGUGCCCAACUUCAGCAUGAAACCUGUCUUCGAGAGCAGAAACAGUUCAUCCGACGCCUUGAAGUCGCUGUGCUCCGGAGUAUCCGAAACGGUCGACGAACUCACCCCGCCAACGUCGACCUCGAUCAAAAACGGAUCCCAAGGGGUUGGUGGGGUGGACCGCUACGACUGGGCCAACCACUGGGCACGCGUCGCCGCCCGCACGGCGGAGGAGAGAGACGAGCUGCCCCCGGCUGUUGACCCCCAAGAGCGUCAAGCCCCAAUGGCAAAGGACGAGCCAUGUUAUGCGUCACUGGAUGAGUUCAGCCACCUGGUGGACCCCGCCUCGACGGCCAAGUACUCGAGCAACUCCCGCAGACGCCGAAGUACCAAGGCGCCCAAGCGCCCCGGAUCCAUGAGCGCUGUGUCCAACGCGACCGUCGCGGGGUCGAGCCCGCCGAACAACAGGAGGGAACCUUUGGAGAUGCCAUCGUACAGCCUCAUGGCUGACUGGGACUUUGGCUUUUCCGCGGCCACCACGCCAACCACGCUGAGGCCUGCCAACAAUUCGUCCGGGAAUUGGAUCUAG
This is a messenger RNA of Diaporthe citri, 1284 nucleotides long. RefSeq lists its product as uncharacterized. The transcript is spliced from 2 exons. The record is from RefSeq and is a predicted model, not a curated record. Bases 1 to 1284 code for a protein of 427 amino acids. Lineage: Eukaryota; Fungi; Ascomycota; Sordariomycetes; Diaporthales; Diaporthaceae.